GCGGAACAACAGUUAGUUGAUUGCGCUCAGGCUUUUAACAACCACGGCUGCAGUGGGGGCCUGCCAAGCCAAGCCUUCGAAUACAUCCUGUAUAACAAAGGGCUCAUGGGGGAGGACACCUACCCGUACCGGGCGAAGAACGGCACCUGCAGGUUCCAGCCGGAGAAGGCCAUUGCGUUUGUCAAGGACGUUAUCAACAUCACCCAGUAUGACGAGGAUGGCAUGGUGGAAGCUGUGGGGAGGCACAACCCCGUGAGCUUUGCGUUUGAGGUGACGGGUAACUUCAUGCACUACAGGAAAGGAGUCUACUCAAACCCGCGGUGUGAGCACACUCCUGACAAGGUGAACCACGCCGUCCUCGCCGUGGGGUACGGGGAAGAAAACGGGACUCCGUACUGGAUCGUGAAGAACUCCUGGGGCCCGCUGUGGGGCAUGGAUGGGUACUUCCUUAUUGAACGCGGCAAGAACAUGUGCGGCCUGGCUGCCUGCGCCUCUUACCCAGUUCCGCAGGUGUAA
This is a messenger RNA of Leptosomus discolor (cuckoo roller), 516 nucleotides long. The record is from RefSeq and is a predicted model, not a curated record. Lineage: Eukaryota; Metazoa; Chordata; Aves; Leptosomiformes; Leptosomidae.